Molecule: messenger RNA, 1536 nt
Organism: Periophthalmus magnuspinnatus
Lineage: Eukaryota; Metazoa; Chordata; Actinopteri; Gobiiformes; Gobiidae
Product: cdc42 homolog
Exons: 4
Coding region: 116-988 (290 amino acids)
Biological process (GO): small GTPase-mediated signal transduction
Molecular function (GO): GTPase activity; GTP binding
Source: RefSeq, a predicted model, not a curated record
ACUCUCCAGUUUAUCCAAGCGCGUAAAGAGCGCGUGGAACAAAAUGGAGACAAAUUACGCACCAAAACAUUGAACCGCGGGGCCAUUAACAUCUUGUCUGUUUUGAGUUAAAACCAUGCUGCCUCAAGACAUAGGUAAAACCAAACCAAGAUGCGUUUCGGAACCGGUUUUUGGUCCGGAUUUCGACGCUGGCUCCGUGUCGUCGCGGCUGCAGAAGGCGAGGGAGUUUUCGGUGAACGCGAUCCGGCGCCGGUCCGGUUCCGCCGCGGAGCGUAAAGUGAGCUGCGUGCUGGUGGGAGACGGGGCUGUGGGCAAAACAAGCCUCGUCGUGAGCUACACCACAAACGGAUAUCCGAGCGAGUACGUGCCCACCGCGUUUGAUAACUUCACAGUUGUGGUUAUGGUGGAUGGAAAACCAGUGCGUCUGCAGCUCUGUGACACAGCUGGACAAAAAUGGGGACUGGUGGAUGGAGCCAUAAAUGACGAGCUUGAACACCUUCGUCCUCUUUGCUACCGAAACGCAGAUGUCUUCCUCUUGUGCUACAGCGUGGUCCGACCCUGCUCCUUCCAAAACCUUACCCAUCGUUGGCUUCCUGAAAUCAGGCGGCACUGUCCCAACGCCCCCUUGAUCCUGGUGGGCACUCAGGUCGACCUCCGCGAAGAUGUCCAGGUCCUCAUCCAGCUAGCCCAGAAUCAACAGCGUCCGGUGGGCAGUGAGGAGGGGCGACGCCUGGCUCUGGAGCUCGGAGCUGUGGAGUUUUGUGAAUGCUCUGCUUUGACACAGAAGGACCUAAAGGAUACCUUUGACACAGCAAUUCUGGCCAGUCUUCAGGAGGGGGUGAGCUGUGGGGGACAGGAGGGGAGGAAGGGGGAGACGCUUAAAAUGACACUGAGGAGGAAGACUCCAGAGAAGAUGAAGAGUUUGAGUGAGACGUGGUGGAAGAAGAUCAACUGUCUGAUGGGAGAGCACAGCUGUGAACUGAUAUGAACAAUUAAACUUUAAAGGGGAACUAUGUAACUUUUCAAUUUGUGGGUAUGCUUACCCGCUUGUACCCAUGGAGAGGUUAUUGCUAUGCAUGGAAUGUUCCACAGUACGACAUAAAACAUAUCUAUUUAGAAUGUACUCAAUUACAGGCGCUUGCAUUGCUCAAACAUACCUUACUGUCACCUCUCUAACCUGUAUUUUGCCCUGGUGCCAUCACCUUAUCUUCAUGGAGAUUUAAUUUCAUACAGUGGAACAAUCCAGACAAAGCAGUAACGUCUCCACAUACACAAGCAGGAGACAAACUUAUCAUUAGAAAAGUUGGUGCACAUUUAAGUUAAAGGGCCCGUAUUACGCUAUUUUAUUAUUAAUUUUUUAAUGUUUCCACAUCACAAACAGACCUGGAGUUGUGUUUUGUGCCAUUCACACAUGUAACACACCAACCCUGCACAUUUAGGCUGAGUUUGUCUCUCAAACAGAAAACACUCUGUUCCAGCUUGUUGUGUCAUUAAGUCAUAAUACAGGAAAUGCUGCACUGUGUUUUUAAACUCUAU